Closterium sp. Naga37s-1 is the source of this 4752-nucleotide messenger RNA. NCBI's taxonomy places the organism in Eukaryota, Viridiplantae, Streptophyta, Zygnematophyceae, Desmidiales, Closteriaceae. The record is from the annotation of a GenBank genome assembly.
AUGCCCCACGCCUUAGCUCCCGUAGUCGAAACCGAGAAUGACGCACACGAGCUUGAGCUCGGGGCAGAACCGGCGGAGGCGCAGGCUCUUUGCAACGACAGAGAGAAUGGCGGAGGGGAGGCGGAAGGCGCGGGCGGAAGCGGGAAUGGCGGAGGAUGGGGGGAGCGGAGAGCGCAGCUGCUGCAGCUCGGAGCGGCGAGCUGGGACAGGCUGGUGCCGCGGCGAGUGCGGAGAAUAUUCGGGCAGGGGAUCAUGCCGCGCGCGUGGGGGUCGCAAGGGCCGAUAUUCGGGCUCGUGGACCGGCAAACCACGCCAGCAUCAGCAUGGGAGUGGCUAGUGGACACGUGGAAGUCUCGGCGCGUGGGGCAGCUGGAUUUUCUCCGCCACCCGCUGGUGCGGCCGGUGGUGCAGCUGCCGACCGAGGCGUUCGUGGGGCUGCUGUUCUGGACGAGCCUCAUGGCGUUCGUGCGCAGCGUGUACUGGUUCAUGCUCGCCGCGCAGGGCCUCACCUCGCACAUCCUGCUCCUCGGCUAUCUGCUCGUCCCAGGUCUCGUGCUAGGUCACGAGUUUCUACACCAGCUGCUCUCCACCAAUCCCGUGCUCCGAGCGCUCCUCGUCUUAGGCGGCGUGGUCGGCGUGGGCGGCAGCAGGGAGGGCGUCGAAACCACUAUAUGGGGGGUUGCUCUUAGCGGAGCAGGAGUUGCCAUGGUAGGGUUAUACAUAGGGGAGGGUCUAUGGCUCGCCCCCCCUGCGCGCAGGCGGAGGGUCGGGUUCGGGCUCGCGGGGGGGCUGCUGCUGCUGCAGGCGCUGCAGUUGGCGUUCGGCGGGCGCAACCCGCUGCUUGCGCGAUGGUGGGGGCUGCUGCUGCUGGCGGUGCUCCCCGGCGCGUGGGUCGCUGCGCUUCUGCUGUAUGAAGAGUUGCGGGACUGGGAAGGGGAGGAGGAGGCGGAGCAGGGGCGGUUGAUCGGCGGGAGCGGAAGCGCGGAGGGCGCGCAGGGGUACUGGCCGGCUGGGCGCGGUGGGCAGAGGUUGGAAGGGACUGUGUUGAGUGAGGAUGACUGGAGUGUGGAGUCGGAGGGAGGGUGGCGGGCGGCAGAGGAGGCGGGAUUGAAGCAGUGGGAUUGUGUGAAGGGUGAUUCUAACGUGCUGGAUGAGGGAGGUGUUGAGAGCGGUGAGCGGUGCAUGGAGAUGGAUGGAAACGGUCAGGAAAGGGCGGAAUUGAGGGCAGCAAAUGCAAGUUUCGUAGCAGUUACGGUUGACGGGGCCCAAGAAGAGAUGCAGCAGCAGCAGCAGCAGCAGCAUAUGGGACAGCAACAACGGGAGGUCAUUCCAGCAGCAGUAAAAGCCCAAGCUGCCGAACCUGCUGCUACCCGCCCGUUUAGCACAGGCUCGGGAUGCCUAGGAACGUCCUCCGAGCCUAACAGCCAGGGUUGGGGGGGCAGCGUGGACGAAUCACACGACGCCUCGUCAUCGGCCUAUGACAGAUCACGCACUGUGUCUGCCUCGGCAGCAGCAGGUGCGGGAGGGAAUGCAGCCACAGGACCCGUGUGGGUGGCUGAUAUGCUGGGCGGAUUUAUGGAGGAAGAGGAGGAGGUGGAGAACGGUGGGGAGGGGGGGACUGUAGUGAUGAGUGAAAGUGACUGUGACAGUAACGCUGGGCCGAGUAGGGAGGGGUGUGGAUGCCGUGUCACACAAGGGUGUGAGUGCGUAAGAGUGAUAGGGGAGGAGGGGACGCUUGGGGGUGAAUGCAAGUCCGAGGUAGAGGAAGGGGGAGGAACAGUGGAAAGAGCGGCUGUAAGAGAAGGGGAGGGGAGGGAGUCUACAGGAUUUGGAAGUGAGUUGGGAGCUGAGGUGCAGGGGAAUGUGGAUUCGGGUCCGCAGGAAGCAGGGCGUGAAUCGACAGAGGGGGUGGAAGGGCAGGGGCCAGAGCAGCAAGAUGGGUGCUGCAACGACGGUUUGCCCAAAUGUAACGAGGGUUCGCUCGAAGGCAAUGAGGGUUACCCUGAGUGGCGGGAGCCUGCGCGUGGAGUGCUGGGGUACUUUGGCCUCGAGAUUGGCUCUGUGGAGACGUCUGAAGGGAAGCUUAAAGCUGAGUGGCGCAGCAGCCGGCAGUGGGAGAUGACUGUGGAGCUUAGCGAGUGCGACAGUAUGGGGUACGGGGCGGAGGGCCGGGCGGAGGGGUAUGGGGCAGGGAGCGCAGGAGGAGGAGAAAGGGGAGGAGGAGGAAGGGGAGAGGGAGGGGGAGGGGGAGGUGAAAGGGGGAUGGAGGCGGGAGAUGGAGCAGGAGGAGGUUGUGAAGGGUUGAGUGUGGUUCGGGUGCGCAGCAGAGAACGCAAGUGCUACAGCACGUGCCCGGGCCUGCCUCAUGCCACUCAGAGUGAGGGAUGGAAGGCAGCAGCAGUACUGCCAUGGGAGGGUCCGUGGGACAGACUAGGCAGUUUGGACAGAGCAGCUAUGGCGCGAGCAACAAUGGCUACAGCAGCAGAUGACGAAAUGCUCCCUUUCCGGCAGAAACGCGCUCAUUGGACGAAGCACGGGUGCCUGCGCACGUGUCAAGCCGCCAUUGGCCACGGCAGCCUCAUGUUCCUCUGCCAUUGGCUGCUCUCCUCGCCCUACUUAAUUCCUAGAUGGCUCUCUGCUCCCCCUGCCUGGGGUUUCAUCUCUGUAGUGUCACUCGCUUUAGGUAUAGUGCUCGCUGCAGAGGUUCUCCGUAUGCAUAUUCCUAAGCGCGUGCAUGCUAUAGCGGCGCUGGCUCUUGCUGUUUCUGGCUGCAUCUGGUUGCUUCUCUCCGGGCCGUUCCAUCCCAUACCUGCGCUUCAGGCUCGGCACGAGCCUGGGUCACGGUUCUGGCUGUCGUUUUCCCAAGCCAGCGGGUAUGUGUCAGACGAGACUCAGGAUCUGGUAUACCUUUCUGGGCCUGUUACCGGACCUGUUGCUGGACCUGUUGCCGGACCUGUUGCCGUACCUGCUGCUGCUGCCUCGGCAUCGCAAUCCCAUGCACCCACACCCACCACCAUUGCCUUUGGUCCUCUCUUUUUGCCUCCUCCCCUCCAACUCCUCUCACUUUCUUCCUCCGCCUGCCCCUCCUCCCCCUCCUUCCUGACUCUCAUUUGCCUCCUCCUAAUCCUCCCUCUCCCUCACCUCCUCUUCGCUCUGUUUCCCCCUCUUGUUCCCCCUCGCAUUCCCCCUCCCUUUUCCCCCCGGAACUCCCCACCACAACAGGCGCUAUUAGCUCUUCUCCUGAUUGUCCUCCUCCUCCUCCCCUUCCCCCUCCUCGUUCAAUACGCCUACGCCCCUUCCUCCUCCCCAACCUUCGUCAGCAGCUUCGGCAGCAGCAGCAGCAGCAGCAGCAGCCCCGGCAGUUCUGCCAGUGCCGAGCCUGGCUUGGAGGCUUGGGUGCAGCUUCGGGUGCUCAACUUCAAUGUGCAGCAGGGAUUCAGCCGUGCAGGUUCAGUGAACAUGGACGCAGUUGAACACGUCAUAUGGCAGCAGAAGCCGGACAUUGUAUUGCUGCAGGAGUCGGACACAAUGCACAUGAUCCAUGGCAAUGUUGACAUGGUGCAGUACCUGGCAACAUGGCUGGGCAUGCACGCGUGGUCCUCCCCUCCCGCCCGCCACCAGUCCUGGGGCUGCGCCAUCCUCUCGCGCUUCCCCCUCCUCUCCGCCUCGCCCUCCCAGUCCCUCCCCUCCCCCCACGGCGAGCUCGCCUGCUUCCAGCACGCAGUUAUUCUCCUAGGCGCUGGUAACAUGCUUCCCGGAGGCGGUAACAUGGUUACCAAUAGGGGCGCCGCUGGGUGGGGUAACCAGACGAGUGGGGUCGUGUCUGGUUACCCUGUUCACAUCAUGAACGCGCAUUUCAGCGAUCUUGAGGUGGAUAUUCGGCUGGAGGCUGAGCGGGCGGCGUCCCUUGUCCGUAGCGUGCUGCAGGUGGGAAAGGGGGGGGAGGAGGGUGCGGGAGGGGCGGGUGAGAGGGAGGGUAAAGCGGAGAGAGAGGAGAGGAGGACUCAAGAAGAGGGGUUGCAAGGGAGAAUGGGAACAGCAGGUGAACUGUCAGGUGGAUUGUCAGGUGAACUCCCAGGGGAACCGUCAGGCGGGGCUUUGGAGAAUCCUGAUUUGGAGGAAGAAGGUGAGGCAGCAGGGGCAGCAAGAGCAGGGGCAGAGAAAUCAGGGAGAGCUGAAUCAGCAUCAGCAUCAGUGGCAGGAUUGGCUGAAGGAGAGGCAUUGGCGGAUAGAAAUGCAGCAGUAGGGCCAGAUGGUGCAUCAGAAGCAGAGGAAGCACCAGGUUCAGUGGCUGCACCAACGUCACAAGCAGUUUCAGCAUCACAAGAAGAAUCGGGCUCACAAGCAGCAUCAGCAUCACAAGCAUCACACGCAGCAUCAGCCGCAACAACCGCCACCAAUCACCCUCUCGCUUCAUCCCUCCCCUCCACUCCCACUCCCCCACCAACGCCCUCCCCUUCUCACUCCCUCACCCCCACCGCCCUCAUUUUUGGAGGAGACUUCAAUCUUCCCCCGCUCUCCCCGCCCUACCUCACCCUCCUCUCCCCUGGACUGGUCGACACUCAGGCUGAGAGGAUGGGCGCGUGGAAGAGCAUGGGGGACCGGGACCCGGGGGCGGGGUAUGUGUUUGUGUCGCGGGGGAACGUGGAGUGUGAGGCGUGGGCAGAGCCGAGGUAUGAUCAGAGAAAGACGUCUGAUGGGUACCCUGUGGUGGUGGAUGUGCGGGUCACUCUCCCUGCUGCUGCUGUGUGA